AUUCCUGAUAAUUAAGACGGUUCUGUUACAAUAACUCAGUUGUUGUUGUUGGGGUGCGAUGACAAAUCAAUUGUCAUUUGUUAAGUGACUUUGUGAUAUUUAAAUUAAGAAAAUGAUAUACUUUUGGAUUUAUAUACUGCUAAAUGUAAACUUAUUGUUUGUGUGCGGUGUACCAAAAGAACAGUGUGAAGAAUGUGUACCUGUGGAAAAUUGUGCUUUUUAUGGGCAAUUGAACAAUAAGGAAAAAGAAGACUGGGUGGAGAGAUUUCAGUCUCAGUGUCAAGAUUCCCAGACAAAUAAAUCAAGCCCAAUGUUUGGAUUCUCGUCAAAAGCGAAAGGAGAUUUGGUAUGCUGUCCAAAUUUUAUUUGGGGGGCGGAAAACAAAAAACGACCAUCAAAUAAUUACCAAAUCAAUUUAAGUAAAAAUAACCACAACAGCCAUAAACCAUCAACUGAACCUAAUGUACAAAGAGUAAAAACUGAACGUUUACCUACAUAUGAAAACCAGAACCACAACGCAGACAUCAAGAAUAAUAAAAAUUUCGAUAUCGCUAACAUGUUCGGAGGUUUACCCGAUAAUAAUUUUAAUAACAUGUAUAAUCCAUACCAGCAGGGCCCCUGGUAUAAUAACCGAAAACCAAUGUCAAAUCCUAUACAACAAGGUUUCGUACAAAAUCAGAAUCCCUAUUUCCAAAGUGUGAAUAGGAAUAAUAAUAUGGAGGGUAAUCCUUUUGGGGCGGGUAAUUUAGGAGGUCAGUGUCCAGUAACGAGCUUACCCCCCGAUAGUCAAAGUGGAUGCUGUGGACGAGAGGCAACCGAUCCUGAUAGGAUUACUGCACAAUCACCAAAUUUUAGCCAAAAUCGCUGGAACUCUCGUUACAACAGGGCAUAUCCUCGAAUUAAUUCCCCUUUGAAGCUAUGGAAAUCUCCAAUGGAUAAUUAUAGAAAUUAUGGUCGAUACAAACGAUCUCCUGAUGAAGAAAAAGUGAAUGUCACCAUAGACAACCGCAUAGCAGGUGGUAAAGAAACAGAAUUAGAACAAUUCCCAUGGACAGUUUUAUUAAAAACCACAUUUGACUAUGUAAAAAAUACAGCAUCCUUCAGCUGUGGGGGUUCGCUUAUUAGUUCUCGUUACGUGUUAACAGCAGGACAUUGUGUUGUUGAUGAAGGUGCUAUUGUCAUAGAUGUCGAAGUAUACUUAUCUGAGUUUGAUAAGCGAACAUUUCCAAAAGAUUGCAAAAUAGUAUUUGGCAAAGGACAGAAGUGUGUGGAAAAUAUAGUGAUGCAUGCUGAAGACGUUAUCUCGCAUCCAAACUACGACGAAAAUAGGCUUUAUAAUGACAUAGCAUUGAUAAGACUUCGCGGUAACGCGCCUUAUACAGAUUAUAUCCGACCUAUUUGCUUACCACCUAUUAAUAUCGAUGACCCGGAUUUCUUCAAUUUACGACUGUCGGUCGCUGGCUGGGGUCGCAAUGGUAAAUAUAAAUCCGACAUCAAACAAUCGACUUUCGUGAAUCUAGUACCACAAAGGCAAUGUGUGAAAUAUUAUCCGCAUUUAUCGAAAAUGCAACUUUGUGCGGCGGGGCAUUCCGGUGAAGACACAUGCAAAGGAGAUUCUGGAGGUCCACUAAUGAUGGUUUACGAAGGAAAGUACUUUGUAGCUGGUGUGGUCAGCGGCAAGAGAGCCGACUCGCCGUGUGGUACAUCCGUACCAUCAUUAUAUACCAAUAUUUAUCAUUAUUUACAAUGGAUAGGUGAGCACAUAAAAAAUUAAAUUAUUAAAAUAUUUAAGUGUACAUAUGUUGUCUGAUACAUUAAUUUUAUUAAAUUAAUUUUUCCUGACAAUAUUAAAUGUUUACAACCUG
This is a messenger RNA of Galleria mellonella (greater wax moth), 1865 nucleotides long. Its product is annotated as vitamin K-dependent protein C-like. The transcript has 7 exons. The coding region runs from base 113 to 1774 and encodes 553 amino acids. Gene Ontology annotation, molecular function: serine-type endopeptidase activity. The record is from RefSeq and is a predicted model, not a curated record. Gene Ontology annotation, biological process: proteolysis. NCBI's taxonomy places the organism in Eukaryota, Metazoa, Arthropoda, Insecta, Lepidoptera, Pyralidae.